AUGGCACCUAGAAUCAACCAAGCUGGUCUCGAUUUGAUCAAAACAUCCGAGGGAUUCCGGUCACAAAUAUAUGAUGACUUGACUGGCAAAGUAAUAGCACCUGGCGAUAAAAUACAAGGUAAACCUACGGUAGGGUACGGACAUAAUUGCAACGCUAAGGGUUACGAGGGUAUCGAACUAUUAGAGGUAAUCAGCCGCGAACGUGGUGAACAACUAUUGCUAAAGGAUCUGGUUGGGUUUGAGGACUAUGUUUAUGGUCAAGUGCCAUUUGUCAACGAUAAUCAAUUCGCAGCCGUAAGUGUUUUAUUUUUAAAC
Molecule: messenger RNA, 315 nt
Organism: Medioppia subpectinata
Lineage: Eukaryota; Metazoa; Arthropoda; Arachnida; Sarcoptiformes; Oppiidae
Source: the annotation of a GenBank genome assembly